AUGGCUCCGGUUUCGGCUCUUGCGAAGUACAAGCUAGUGUUCUUGGGGGAUCAAUCAGUAGGGAAGACAAGCAUCAUCACUCGAUUCAUGUACGAUAAGUUCGACAACACAUACCAGGCUACAAUUGGAAUCGAUUUUCUGUCAAAGACAAUGUACCUUGAAGAUCGAACAGUGCGUUUGCAGCUCUGGGAUACUGCUGGACAAGAAAGGUUCAGGAGUCUCAUCCCCAGCUAUAUCAGGGAUUCCUCUGUUGCAGUCAUUGUGUACGAUGUUGCAAGCAGGCAAUCAUUCCUGAACACUUCCAAGUGGAUUGAGGAGGUUCGCACUGAGCGAGGCAGUGAUGUUAUCAUUGUCCUUGUUGGGAACAAAACUGAUCUUGUGGACAAGAGGCAAGUUUCGAUAGAGGAAGGAGAAGCCAAAGCUCAUGACUUAAACGUUAUGUUCAUUGAAACUAGUGCAAAGGCUGGCUUCAAUAUAAAGGCAUUAUUCCGGAAGAUUGCUGCAGCCUUGCCAGGAAUGGAAACACUAUCUUCGGCUAAGCAAGAAGACAUGGUUGACGUCAAUCUUAAGUCUAGCAAUCCUAGUGGAUCUCAGUCCCAACCAGCCUCAGGAGGAUGUGCCUGUUGAAUGGCCUUCAUCGAGAACCUUUUUGCCUUCUUCGUUUUCAAUCGUUCUGUGAUCCUAAAAUGUCUGUAAAGUUCUUCUUUCUCCUUGAUAGCCUUAAAUUUUUUCGGUGCGCUGGUUAUAGAAGUUAAACUGAGAUAUAAGAGUAAGAUCCAUCAUUAUAGUCGGUACAUUCCCUUUCCAGGUUAUGUGAGAUCUUAAAAACAAACAGUUUCCAUUUAGCAGGCUUAUUGAUAUAUGCUGUGGUCUGUGAUAACAUUGCAAGAACUGAGGAAACCCUAGUAGUGAGUAGUGAUCA
This is a messenger RNA of Ilex paraguariensis (yerba mate), 922 nucleotides long. Lineage: Eukaryota; Viridiplantae; Streptophyta; Magnoliopsida; Aquifoliales; Aquifoliaceae. The record is from the annotation of a GenBank genome assembly.